Neodiprion fabricii is the source of this 5046-nucleotide messenger RNA. It is a transcript of the gene Ube3a, whose product is annotated as ubiquitin-protein ligase E3A. Gene Ontology annotation, biological process: protein polyubiquitination. The record is from RefSeq and is a predicted model, not a curated record. Gene Ontology annotation, molecular function: ubiquitin protein ligase activity. Bases 820 to 3417 code for a protein of 865 amino acids. Lineage: Eukaryota; Metazoa; Arthropoda; Insecta; Hymenoptera; Diprionidae. The transcript has 13 exons.
AAAUUGUACCAAAUUUCAUGUGUGACAUGAUUAAGAUCAAUUUAUGGUUUUACUAUUAUACUGAUCCGUAGGUUUCGAAAAAUGAUUACAUAAUCAUUAUUCACAUAUGAACAGUAGUGCUCAAAAUACGUUGGAUUAGAGUUGAUCAGACUGCAGAAUAAUAAAAAUUGAGCGAUCUCUUGGAAAACGAAGAAUCCCGGGCUCACAGAGUCGAAGUUCGACAAGUCGUUUGCUGAUAUAAUCGCCGAGUCGAUGGACUGUUGGCGCGCUGCGAUCGGAGAUGAGGAAACUGUCGAGCAACAGUAAAGAGGCGGUGGAUAACAUUGGCAGCGAAGGUGCCAAAGAUAGAAUCACGGCAGAAUAUAAAUCAUCGCUGGCGUUCGCGUACGCACGAUACACGAGCGUGUUUCAAAGUUCGAAAAAUAGUGGCGAAAGUUUUGAUGGACAGAAGGAAAUCAGAAGUGGACCGGGAACUUUGUGUGUGUGAGUGUGUGUUUUUUUGUUAUUCUCUUAACUAAAAAUAUAUUCAUUUGUUACACAAAUGAACUGGGUGAUUUCCUCGCGAUUGUCGCCUUCUCGCGGUUGCUGAUGCUGUUCAUUAGUAGCUGUUUCAUCUCUCUCGACGUAAAUUUCAGUGCAGUCAAUAUUUAACAGCGGCACGUAGUGUCGCCGACUCGUGGCUUGGGAAACAACCCCUGGUGUUCCGUAUUCGAUCAUCCUCCUCCUCCUCUUCUACGUCGUCGUCGUCGUCGUCAUCGUCGUUUGUACGGGCGAAAAUAUCACCACCGAGGGAGCAAAAAUUUUCGCUAUUCCCAUUCUAUGAGCGCGAAGGGCCAAGAGGACCCUGGAGAAGAUCUGACUUCCAGGGUAGGAGCUGAGAGCCCUGGCAGCGACAUGAAGCGUGCCGCGGCAAAGAAACUCAUUGAACGCUAUUUCUAUCAGUUAACAGAUGGCUGUGGAAAUCCACAGUGUGAUAAUCAGCAUUGCGCAUCAAGUGGGAAGGUGACUAAUUUGACGCCAAAUCAAGCAGCUGCGCAGGCAAUUCAGUUGUUUUCUCAAGAGGCACGACUAUGUGAUGGAACACAACCCAACAAAGUAGCGAGAACCACGAUAGAGCCAGGCCCGGCAUCGCUGGCGAAAAGCUUGCCAGUGAAAAGUGUAAACCCGACUUGCUCCGUCGAAGGAAAACCAGUGCCAUACUUGACAGAACCAAAGUUGUUGGAUAUAAUACAGCAGUGUAAAUCUGAAGAAUCCUAUUCUCUCCUCAUUCGGACGUUGGGCGAAGUCUUCUCCUCUGCAGAAGCAUUGAGUCGUAGUUUUCAAAAAAGUGCAGAGAACGAUUCUCCCCUUGCCGCCCUCCUUGAUCGAGCUCCAGUCGACCUUCUUGGACCACCGCGAGACCUCAGUAAAGAAGCAGUAAGAUCACUGCAAGGAGAAGACAAGGAAGAGGAUAGCAGCGAUCCUUCACCUACUGUACCUCACCCUGACGAUACCAGUGUAGAUUUGCCUGCAGUUAGAAGAGCCUUUACAGCACUUUGGUCGUUACCAGGAGAGGCAUUCGAAUCUGCACUUGUACAUGCUCUAGUUACUUUGGCAGACAACAUAGAACUGGACUUGAGGGUAUUUGGUAUAGUGCCUUCAGAUAGCACGGACAGUUUACUGAAUGUGUUCCUGAUAGUAUUUGAGAUACCAGUUUUGGGUAGCAGUGAGUAUCUUGAGCUGGCAUUGCAUAUGUUGUGCAAGGCUGCGAGCUGUCUACCUUUAACAGCACAGGCAAAGCUGGCACGCGUAUGGGCACGGCAUUCAAAACCUCGUCUUCAAGCGCUACUGCAAGCACUGCAGCAACUCAUUACCGUUAAGGUAAUCGGAGGGUCGUUCACUCGAGACUAUUGCGUCCAAGACGCUGAUACUAUUACUGCCCCGACUAAGGUCAUGAAAAUACUGUACUAUGCGAGUAUGCUCGCAGGCGAACUUGAUGGACCAGAAUUGAGAAGAGAUGAAGAAGGCGACGCGGGGGAGCUAGAAAAAACUAGUACUCAGAGAACUUCGACACAGGCUUUGCAAGAUCCAUUGGCUGUGGAAUUAAAAAUCUGCUCGCUGGAUGCGCGAAAGCCAUUUGUUCCCUUCAACGACUUUUACAACGAGCCAUUGAGUGAUGCCAUAGAAAUGGACAAAGACUUUGCGUACUACAAAAGUGAGCAGCCAAAAAAGUUCAGCUUUAUGAACUAUGCAUUCAUUCUUACACCCGCAACGAAAACACUCGGACUCUAUUAUGAUAACCGAAUACGAAUGUACAGUGAGAGAAGAAUGAGUUUUCUGCAGACUGUUGUCGGCCAGCCAACGAAUCCCUAUCUCCGAUUAAAGGUGCGUAGAGAUCAUUUGAUAGACGACGCACUUGUUGAAUUAGAAAUGGUAGCCAUGGAAAAUCCGACGGAUCUGAAGAAACAACUCGUUGUUGAAUUUGAGGGAGAGCAAGGGGUUGACGAGGGUGGUGUAUCCAAGGAAUUUUUUCAGCUAGUGGUCGAGGAAAUAUUUAAUCCUGAUUACGGAAUGUUCACGCUGCAAGAUGACACGCAAACAACGUGGUUCAAUCCAACGUCGUUCGAAAGCGAUGCGCAGUUUACAUUGAUUGGAGUCGUAUUAGGCUUGGCGAUCUACAACAACGUGAUCCUCGACGUACGUUUCCCGAUGGUUGUCUAUCGCAAGUUGUUGGGAAGGAAAGGAGCCUUUGCGGAUCUGGAAGACUGGAGUCCAAUGCUUUACAGAAGUUUGAAAGAGCUGCUUGAUUACACUGGAGAAGACAUGGCUGACACAUUCAUGCAAACCUUUAGGGUCGGUUACAAAGAUGUGUUCGGGUAUGAACUUUUCCACGAGCUUCGCGAGGAUGGGGAUCAAAUUUACGUAAUGCAAUCAAACAAGCGAGAGUUUGUCGAUCUCUAUGCAGACUUCCUCCUAAAUCGAUCCGUUGAAAGACAAUUCAAAGCCUUUAGACGCGGCUUUCAAAUGGUUACCGACGAGAGCCCGUUAGCGCUACUCUUCAGGCCGGAGGAAGUUGAGCAGUUAGUCUGCGGAAGCAAGAACUUCGACUUUGCGGAACUAGAGGCAGCUACGGAGUACGAAGGCGGUUACACCGUCGACAGCGAAGCUGUCAGGAACUUUUGGAGGGUAGCUCACGCUCUUCCACCCGAAAGCCAGCGUAGGCUGCUGCAGUUUACUACUGGAAGCGAUAGAGUACCCGUCGGUGGUCUUUCGAGGUUGAAGAUGGUGAUCGCACGGCAUGGUCCGGAUUCGGAUAGAUUACCCAUAGCUCACACUUGCUUCAACGUUCUUCUCUUACCCGAUUAUGGCACGAUAGAGAAGCUUCAAGAUCGUUUAUUGAAAGCAAUAAAUUAUUCAAAGGGAUUUGGGAUGCUGUGAAUAAGAUAUACGAAUAACGGAAGUAAUUCAAUUCAGCGAGAAAAAGAAAUCUCUCCUCACCUGAACAGCUCUCCCUCUUUAUUCCUUACCCAUUUAUUCUCAAUUCGGAAUAUUUCAGGAAAUGCUUAUUGAGCAAUUAGUAGGCGCGUAAAAGGAGGAGGUGAAGGACGAUCGAUGUUUGCAGUUUACAAGAAAGUUGGGGGCUCGUGAUCGACUAUCGGGCAUAGAGAAAAGAAAGUAUUAACAAUUCAAGAAAAGAUAAGUAGAAAGCAGCAAAAAGGUAAAGAAAUCCACGAAUUAGUGUAAGUCUGGUGUCUGAAAAGUGAGUAGGAUACUUUUUAGAGUUUUGUCGUCGGUAGAUCUUUAUGGGCUCGUGUAGUAUCUGCCCUUGUGUACAUAAUUUGUGUGCUGAAUAUGCGGAAAGUGUGGACGAAAUAUACUAUAUUCUGUGCGGAUUUUGAGCGUCACUUGGCUUCAAAUUACGACGUUUCAAGCAAGAAAUUGUAGAGAUAUUAUUAUUAUUAUUAUUAUUAUUAUUAUUAUAUACAAUUGCAUACUAUUACAUAUAUAAAUAAUGCAUACAUACUAUACAUAGGUAUAUAAAAUACGCCCCAAAGACAAGUGAAAUGUAUGACUGUGAUGCGAGUGAGAAUGGCGAGUAUUCAGUAAGUGAUAGUAAAAUUAAACAUUUUAGAAGUAAAUAAUAAUAAUUACUGGGUGAAUACCAAAUGGAAUUAUUCAAAUUAAUGAUAAAAGUAAAUAGACGAAUCAGUGAUUUACAGAUCAGGUGAAUCAUUUUGAACAAAAUCUGUAAACUAUGUAUACACAUUUUAUAGAUAUGUACGUUAUACAUGUAUACAUAAUUGUGGUGCGUUCCAGCUAUCCAUGUCCACUUCUGCGAUGUUGCAUAAAAAAAAAUACUUUUACAUCAAUGUCUAAGAAAUUUACAAAGUGAAAAGUUCGUUAAUCUUCGGUUCGGUAAUCCUGCAAAAUUCAUAAAACUCGAAAUUUAAUAAUGUGCUACCAGCUUAUUUUGCUGCGGAAGAAGAAUUACUAUGAAAAAUCGGCUGAUUGCGCUAACGAAUUAUUGCAAAUAAAUGAACGUUUGAAUAGAAUUUGUGAGAUAAAUAGUGUCUAUUCAGUGGGAUUUUACAUCUGCCUAAAGCGUUCAAGCAUUGGCUUUUUUGCCCUGUACUUACUCGGCCAAUUUUAAAUGAAGACGAGGUUAAAAUGAUUAUAGAAAAGGACACUCGUUGGAAAUUGAACUGGAACGCUUUGUACCCCAAAGGUCGAUGCAAGAAUAUGAGCUUCAUAAAACGGGCAUUGCUACGUAGGUUUCAAAGAGGAAACAAAAAAAAAAUCGCGUACCUAUCCGUGUCUUGACAUUUUUGUUUAUACGCAUAUGAACACACAAUCAAUUUAUACGGUAAAAAUUGUCAUUACCAUCAAUAUACAAAUGAUAUUUACUGCGCCUAAUGAACUAAAAAAGAAAAGUAAGAAUUAAGAUAGACUAAUAAUUUGUAUAAUAAACGUUUGUAACCAGCGACUUUUCUAAAAAGGCACGCUGCACACUACACCGAUGUUUAGAUAUAUCAUUAGUCGUGUGACAAUAAAAGUUGUAUGAAAUAA